Calypte anna (Anna's hummingbird) is the source of this 2094-nucleotide messenger RNA. It is a transcript of the gene SCRN3, whose product is annotated as secernin 3. NCBI's taxonomy places the organism in Eukaryota, Metazoa, Chordata, Aves, Apodiformes, Trochilidae. The record is from RefSeq and is a predicted model, not a curated record. The coding region runs from base 86 to 1348 and encodes 420 amino acids. Gene Ontology annotation, molecular function: dipeptidase activity; cysteine-type exopeptidase activity. Gene Ontology annotation, biological process: proteolysis. The transcript is spliced from 7 exons.
GGCGGGGCCUUCCUGCGGGACAGCACCGCCCCGACCGCCGCCGCCACCGUCGGGCCUAGGGGAGCGGUGUCCGCCAUCCGCCAGGAUGCUGCCCCAGCUGCCGCCCUGCUCCUGUGACACCUUCGUGGCGCUGCCGCCCGCCGCGGCGGGGGAUCGGGUGGUCUUCGGGAAGAACUCGGACCGGCCUGCGGACGAGGUGCAGGAGAUUGUGUUCUUCCCGGCUGCCUCCCACCCGCCCGGCGCCGUGCUGGAGUGCACGUACAUCCAAAUCGAUCAAGCGGAGCGGACCCACGCCGUGGUGCUGAGCCGCCCCGCCUGGCUCUGGGGGGCAGAGAUGGGCGCCAACGAGCACGGCGUCUGCAUCGGGAACGAAGCCGUCUGGGGGAGAGAGGAGAUCUGCGACGGUGAAGCUCUCCUCGGCAUGGACCUCGUCAGGCUUGGACUUGAGAGGGCAGACACAGCUGAGAAGGCUCUUACCGUCAUAGUUGAUUUGCUAGAAAAAUAUGGACAGGGAGGAAACUGUAUGGAGAGCCAAAUGGCAUUUACAUACCAUAACAGUUUUCUGAUAGCCGACAGAAAGGAAGCAUGGGUGCUGGAGACAUCAGGAAAAUACUGGGCAGCAGAAAAAAUAGAAGGAGGUGUACGGAAUAUUUCCAACCAGCUCUCUAUCACAACCAAGAUUGACAGAGAACACCCAGAAUUGAAGAACUAUGCCAAAAGCCAGGGUUGGUGGGAUGGGAAAAAGGAAUUUGAUUUUGCUGCCACAUAUUCUUACGUAAACACUGCCAGAAUGACCACAUCCAGAGGCCGAUAUUGUGAAGGCUACAAACUUCUGAACAAACACAAAGGAUCUAUCACUUCUGAAAUAAUGAUGGAAAUUCUUCGUGACAAAGAGAGUGGCAUUAAUAUGGAAGGUGGAUUUAUGACAACUGGAAGCAUGGUGUCUGUCCUGCCUCAGCAGGCUGAUCUCCCAUGUAUCCACUUCUUUACAGGAACUCCAGAUCCUGCGAGGUCUGUAUUCAAGCCUUUCAUUUUUGUGCCCAAUAUCACUCAGUUAUUAAAAACUAGCUCCCCUACAUUUGGCCAGGAUGAUCCAGUUAAGAAGCAACCACGUUUCCAGAAUAAGCCAGAUCGGAGACAUGAGCUUUAUAAGAAACAUGAACAUGCUGCUGUAGUUAUGGAAACUAUGGAGGGCAAAGGUAAAGAGAUGCUGAAAGAGAUACAGAAGUUGGAGAAACAGAAGAUAAGUGAAACUGAAUCAAUCCUGCAAAAUGGAUGUCUUGACAUUAACCAAAUGGUUAACCUUUUUUCACAGUCUGUAGAAGAAGAACUCAAAAUAUAUAGCUAAAAGUAGUAGUUGAAUCUGGAAAAGGUAAUUUUAAUGAUUAACUUUUCUAAUGAAGUGGCUCUACAGAUUACAUCUUAUUUUCAAUAUUCCAGUUUAUAUGGAUAGUUUUAAAGAUUUGGAUUCAUAUUGAGGCCAAACAGCUUUUAGUUGUAUGAAGCAAUGCUGAAAAGGCUCUUAAGAGCUUGGCAGUGGCUUUGUCUGUAAGGCAUAAAGCUUUUAGCAGAGAUUGAUUUUGCUGACAAACAGAUGCAAUGAGGAUGUAAUGGCUUGAUUCCACUGCUAAAAAACACUGUCUCUGAAUGAAGAACACAAAUGCAGAUUUGGGGAACUUUGUAGUAGUGUACACACACACACACAGCUUUUAAAGUAAAGAUAAAUGUAACAGAGUUUCACAUUGCCUGAAUUGAAAUGGCCAUGCUGAAGGACUCUGUAAAAUGUAGAUACCACGACUUGCACUGAAUAAAAAGCAAGUGAUACACAAGUCUAGUAAGACUGAUAUUCAGCUGUUUGAUAAGACCAUUCUAAGAUACAUUUCAUGUAUGAACCUUCUACUCCGUCAAUGUAAAAUGAGGCUAAGAGUUCAAGGUAGACAAACAUAAAUCAAAGCUACAAGUUUACCAUGAUUUGUUGUGAAAACUGGCCAUAUGAAAUUCAGGGCAAGCAUCCUGCAAGUUACCACAUAAUUUUCACUUCCUUGUCUAUUUUCCCCACCCUAAUACUGAAAAAUAAAUUAAUUUAUUUACAUA